This is a messenger RNA of Paramacrobiotus metropolitanus, 2083 nucleotides long. RefSeq lists its product as uncharacterized. NCBI's taxonomy places the organism in Eukaryota, Metazoa, Tardigrada, Eutardigrada, Parachela, Macrobiotidae. The record is from RefSeq and is a predicted model, not a curated record. Bases 360 to 1937 code for a protein of 525 amino acids. The transcript has 4 exons.
CCGGCAGACGGAAGAAGACCGAAGUCAGCGCCACCCUCGUAUUCAGCGUCAACCAGUAUGCCAGCGCCGGGGUCACGGCAGCGGGCAGCGCCGCGGCCGGAACCGAUACCGGUGUUAAUUCCGCCACUAAUAGUGUCACUACCGGUACCGGCGGGGCGGGACAAAGUACGGGUGUGAAGCAGGUGCGAGUACUGGUGCGCACCGCCACGGAUGACGAGAUCGCCAAGGCCCGCACCAUCCCCGCGACCACGCCCAUUCAGGUGGCCGCUGACUGUCAGACCUUCACCAUUCAGGGCGCGACGCAGGCUAUUGUCAGCGGAGGCGGGGAGAACACCAAGUGUAAGGGAGCCCUGGCGCCGAUGAAGGAAGCGUUUGCGAUGAAUGUCGGCGCGCUGGAUGCCCGCAUUGCCGAUAAUUUGGCCGGGAAUGCCAGUGAGACUGCCGCGAAUUUCGGAGUGGGCGCGUGUUUUCCCAAUGCGGUGGAGCUGAUCGUUGAUGGAGCGUUUGUGUCCAUUCAGUCUAAUGAUGCGGAGAUGGGCGUGACCAACUACCAAGACACACUGACGUUGGAAGAACUGGGCAAACGCAAUUCCAAGUCGUUCGUCGCGCGGUUGUUCCGUCUGUUAUCCUCCGGCAUCGAUGUGGAUGUCCAAGCUUUGGCCGUUACCAACAGGAGCCGUCCCAGCGAUCUUUCCUCCGGGAACAGUAUGAUCCAGGUGAACAUUCCCACCAACAAGGCCUCUUCAUCGCAUGUCCUUCUACUGGUGCACAGUGGACAAAAUGGUCAGUGCGGGACAUCCUUUUACAUCUCGGAGGAAGAAUCUACCUUCGGAACAGGUGACCAAACCUCCAGCGGCGGCAGUCAAACUUCACAGGGCAAACCAUCUGGUGUGGAGAUUGCCGGUAGUACUGGCUCCGAAGAAUCCAGCUCCGGUUCCGUGAGCGGUGGCCGCACCACCAAAAAACGCGGCGCGGCGGAUAGCGGCGACACUUCGCGGACCAAAGCCAGAAAACCGGCGGGUGGCGAUUCUGACACCGCCGAAGGCAGUGAAGGCACCUCCCGGACCAAGAAACCGGCUUCCUCGGGCGGCGGUUCCGACAGCGGUGAAGCCAGCGACGGCACAUCCCGGACCAAAGGAAAGACGCCUAAGCCCACCGCUUCUAGUGGCGGGGACAAUGGCGACGGCAGUUCCAAGACGAAGGGCAAGACUCCCGGAGGCGGGAGCGGGAAUGGACAGGGCGGCGCGGGUGACCUCGACGACAACAACGGCGAUGAAAACGACGUGACAACCACCACUGCUGGCUCGGCCUCGGGAGUUGGCGAUGAUCGCACGCACCGUAAGACCACCAUGCCGUCGGGAUCGGAUCAAGACCAGAGCGGUAGCGAUCAGUCGUCCAUUGUGACAAGCGCUUCCGUCACAACAACCGGCGCAUCGGCUGGAUCCAGUAUCGACAAUUCGGGAGCGUCGGCCGGCGGAUCCACUACGGUUAGCGGCACGACCGUAGCUCCGGCACCCACCGGGGCGUCGGCCGGUGGGGCUGUCAACGCCGGCUCGGUCAAUGCCGGGUCCAUUCCUAACGGCGCUGUCGCACCUGGACCCGUCCCGGCCGGACAACCGGCGGUGAAGGAUAGCGGGGCAGUUGGUCCGGCGCCGGCAGCCGCCAGCGGGUAUGGCGGUGGGGAGCCGGCGUAUGGGGGCGGGGCCAUGGGUGGCGGGUACGGAGGCGGUGGGGGUGGAUAUGGGGGUGGCGGUUACGGAGGCGGGGGUUACGGCGGCGGACCGGGAUUUGGGGGUGGGUUUUAUGGCGGAGGAUUCGGAUACGAAGGGUUCCCAGGAUACGGAAUGGGACUUUAUGGCUGGCUUAGUCCGCAAUCGAUGUUCUGGGGCGGUCUCAAUGGAUUAUUUGGAUUCAAUGGAGCCAAUAGUUACAAAUAGCCUGAAAUAGGACACCUGUUUGCACAAGCACAACUGCAAUCAGAUUUUUAUUUUCUGUUUAACGUGCUCGAUUUUCCUUAAUGUCUGAUUGUACCAAAUUGGUUCAAGAAUUGAGAAUUAUGGAAAGCAUAAUAAAUACUCGUGCA